This is a messenger RNA of Haliotis rubra (blacklip abalone), 677 nucleotides long. Its product is annotated as C-type lectin mannose-binding isoform-like. Bases 46 to 561 code for a protein of 171 amino acids. The transcript has 5 exons. The record is from RefSeq and is a predicted model, not a curated record. Lineage: Eukaryota; Metazoa; Mollusca; Gastropoda; Lepetellida; Haliotidae. Gene Ontology annotation, molecular function: signaling receptor activity.
AAAAACCCUGAACAUCUGUUUUCCUUCACACAGUGACUUUCAGACAUGUUUGGAUUACAUUGGACGAACAUGGCGUCCAUGACCUUGGGAUUUCUCUACGCUUCCAUCGUUAUAGCGUCCGUGACGGCGGACUGUCUGAAUGGCUGGACUCAGUACGCCAGCUCCUGCUACAGAUUGUUCCGAAAUGACAAGAAUACGUGGCCGGAAGCAGGGUUUGAGUGUGAGAAGCACGGGGCCUACCUGGUGUCCAUAGAAACCCAACAGGAGAGUGUGGACAUGCAUGCACUGGUCGAGGAGUUGAAUCUGGGGGAUCUUGACAAGGUAUGGAUCGGACUGAGCGAUGUUCGAGAGGAGGGCGUCUGGGUUUGGGAGUCCACUAGACAAAACGCCACUUUCUUCGACUGGGCACCGUCUGAACCCAACCAAAAAGAUACUGUUCAACAGGACUGCGUCAUUCUGUACGGCAAGCAGCACCUCCAGUGGGCGGACGAUCGAUGCGAAUAUAAAUACGAAUAUAUAUGUGAAAGUCCGGUUAAUACAGCCCCGGCCCUUGUGGGCUGAGUGGGAUCAAGGAGAGCACACGUGUAUUAUACCUGUCAAUGUUCAGCGAAUAUAUAACGUCUGCUUGUAACAAUCGUAUUGUAAAACACUUAUAAAUACACCAUGCAGGUACCUAA